AUGCACGGACAGUCUGGUCCUCCCUCACAGCCAGAAUGGCGACUUCCUCCGCGUCUCUCCUCGCCGUCGCAACCAGGGCCUCCUCCGCCUCCACGUCCCCCGGUUGCUUCAUAUGCACCAGCUGUUCAAUAUUCGCCGGCUGCUCCAUAUUCGCCAGCCAACUAUGGACCGAUUUCAAAUCCACAGAGACUGCCAUCACCGAGUGCGGGUGCGGAUACAACCACGUGGGGAGUGCGGUUCAACCAGAGCUCCGGCCCCCCAUUGCCGCCUCGACCUUCAAGUACAAAUGAGCAAAGGUACGCCUAUGCGCAAUCUCAGUCGUAUCCAUCUGUCGCAACUCCUUUUCACGGAAUCCAACCCUCUCCGCCCCCACCUUCAUAUACAACACUACCACCACCACCAUCUGGUGUUCCACAACCGCCGCCAAAAAUCCCACAAGGCACUCAACAUGUAGCGGACCAACAAGGCGAUCAGACGGGGCGAGCUCCACUGCUCGCCCAGGGCGCAGGAGCGGCUGCGAUGCCUGGGUCUUACGAAUUCCGCCCUGCGCCUACCCUCAAUACAAAUACUACAUCUAUCGGCGCAUCGGCUCUGGGCCCUGGAACUCCAUCGGAUUGGGAGCAUUUUGGCCCAACCCCUGGGCACUUUGAUGAUGCAGCGUGGUUCCCACCUCGCAGGACGCCCUCUCUGCAUCACGAAGGGUCUCAACCACCAUCAAGGCUUCCGGACGAUGUUCCCAACGUGUCUGUGGAAGACGAGUCGGACAUUGUCGCUCGUCCGAGAACAGAUACAAAUCAAACGCUUCCAAGUACUGUCUCUGGGGUCACACAGUCGGGACAGGGUGGCUCAAAUUCACCCGUCAGUCCAUGCACAACACAUGGAAUACCAACACCGCCCCAACUGGUCCGCGCGGAUACCACCAGCUCUGCCUUGUCUACAGGUGGACGUUCAGAAAGCAUCGAUGACGUAAUAAAUGCAUGGGUUCGCCCAUUAUCGCCUGCGCAUAAACCAGUUCAACCGGAACAUCAAGGCCUCCCCGGCGCAUUCUACCAGAAUAGCCCAGUAGAGCGCCCGCAGUCAACGCAAAACAGCUCGUCAUUUUUCGACCAUUUGCAAUCGGGCUCGAAUGGUUCUGCGCAAGUGGUCGAAGGACCCAGAAGGGUGGCUACGCCAGUAAACCAAGACCCCUUCGAAGAUCUGGACCCCUGGGCCAAAUCAUCAUUGGAAAGAUAUGUCGCCAUGCUACGUAAGGAGGCAGUGGCUGACUUAGAUGAAGAACGAUAUAAGAUCUUCACGGCUUUUAUGGCCAAAGAGACUAAGCUCCGGCAGAUUCUCUAUAAUAUUGAGCCUGAGCCUGAAAGUAAAUCGCUGACUCUGCAAGCUCCUAAUCCUGCCCCUCCUCAGCCGCUACCAAUUUCCAAUAAAGGCGAACCAGCUGUUGAGUCGGGACUGAUACCCGUUGCGUCAGAAGAAAUUCCUCCCUCGGCGGCAACGGCAACAGAGGAUGAAGAUCUCGAUGAUGUUGGCAGUGAGUACAGUUCAGGUGGUCGUCCUCUGCUCGUUAAGAAAGCGCAAGGAGGCUCGCAGGCUGUUCUGGGCUUACCUACUGCGCCCUCGGGCGCAGAGUCGAGUCCCUCAAGACCCUUAUCGAUCAUAUCCAUGGAUACGCAGAAGCAAGUCUUGGAGCCCUUGACUACGAACCCCCCGCGGCCUAUAUACACGCCAUUCCAGUAUACAGAGGGUCCCCAGCGAGGCUCGGACAACCUCACCUUUGCUCGCCCGGCAUAUCAAGGCUAUUCUGACCUGCGGCAAGCAGCUGUCAGUGGGCGAGUCAUGUCAAAUGCACCAGCACCUACAUCUCGAUCGAACUCAAAUACUGCACUUGCUUCUUCCGCGCAGAAAGAUCCUGACGAGACCUUUUUGGGUCUAAUUCGUCACAAGAGCGUCGCUUAUUCUAAACCGGCUGAGCGAAACUCUCCACCGGUUCCAUUGCUGCCAGAAACUCUUCGUCAAGGCCGGUCGAGGGGCCUCGUGGAAGAAUUACGCACCAUAGUACGGACACCCUUGGACAAACGGUCUGAAAGCUCAUGGCACAUCACGACUCGGGAAGAACUUGAAAAUUUUCCUGAUGAUUUUUCGUACAUCCGACGGACCGUUGAUCAAUGGGAGGAGACAGCACGAGCCAGACGGCAAAAGCUGGAACACGAGCGCAUGGCUCGUCAGGAUGAAUCUGAGCGGCACAUCGAUGAUCUUUUCAAUGGGAAAGAGAUCGGGUAUGCAGACAUCAAUACCUUGGAAGAAGAAUUUCGGCAAAGCGAAGCUCGGGUCCAAUUAGAGGAGGAACGACACGAAGUAGAUGAUUUCAUGACACAUGUGUUCAAUCCCUUAGAUGAAGGCCUAAAAAAUGAGAUUUCGGCACUUCGCAAGUCCUACGACUCUGCUCUCAAUCAACUCGACCUUGAUCAACAGAGCAAAGGUUCACCAAGCGAGCGAGGCAGCCCAUCCGUGACCAUGAAAAUUGUCAACGACCUUCACAAAAAGCUUGAGAUCCGAUUCCAGAAACGUCUUGAUAUAGCCCUUGACUGUGAGCAACGACGGAAGAGGGCUGAGCGGCGACCACUUGUGGUCAUGGGUGAUAUAUCUGGUCUACAAAAACUAGACGGAGAGUUUGACCAAAUGGAACGGCGAAACAUUCUGGAAGCGUGCAAGGAUCGUGAUGACCGAGCCAACCGACUCAUGGAUUCCUUCGACGACGCAAUCUUGCACGGGCUAGGUUUAAAUCAGAGCCUCCUGGACGAGGUUGCGUCGAAAACAGCCCGACUAGAUACCGCCACCUUCCGAGCCUCCGGUCUACCGCGCUCUGAAAUUGGGCAGAUUCUCAAAUCCGCGGCAACCUUUGCGGCGUCGCUCGGAGCUGAUUCGGAGGCCAUCAUCCGCAGCGCUGGGGUUGCAGAUAUGAUCCUAAACGAUGCCGACUAUGGAGUCUCCGUCGCUGAAGCGCGAUAUGCCAACUCAGAUCCGGAGAUUUUCCAUCGGCUGGGGGCUGAGAAGAUAAAAGAGGAUGAGAAAAUCCAGGGUGAAAUGGGUUCAAAGUUGCAGAGCAUUCAAGAGGGGCCUGUGCAGAUCGAGGCCACCAUUCAACGCCUUCUCCUUGGCUUGCACAACGACCCACAAGCCGCUGCCCCUGUCUCUCCAGUUCAAGGCUUCUCCUCAACGAGCCCAUCUGGGGAAGUGCCUUUACAUCCUCCAAGUCUUCGCCCUUCGACUACUAGCCCGGGUCCAUCUCCCAGUCCCGCGCCCGUGAGCCAAACUACGGAUGAAGACUUGGAACAUAAACAGAGGCUUCGCAGAGCAUUAGAGGCAGCCAAGCAGCGCAACGCUGCCAGGGGCCAUUGA
Molecule: messenger RNA, 3396 nt
Organism: Penicillium psychrosexuale
Lineage: Eukaryota; Fungi; Ascomycota; Eurotiomycetes; Eurotiales; Aspergillaceae
Exons: 2
Coding region: 1-3396 (1131 amino acids)
Source: RefSeq, a predicted model, not a curated record